AUGAUAGUUGCAGAGUACUCUUGGGUGAAUGCGCUAGCCAAGAAAAAGCGGAAGCUUCGUGAAGUCUACAGUGAUCAUACUAGCUGGUCAAUGAAGCGCGUCAAAUCAAUGCAUACGGCGAAAACAUUGUCGAAACAUCUUCGUGUCGGAUAUGGAAAAAGAAGAAUACUCCUAGUUCAGUUACGGUCACCGCACUUUCCUGGUCGUUACACUAUUCCUGAGGAUUCUUAA
Messenger RNA from Necator americanus (New World hookworm), 231 nucleotides. RefSeq lists its product as uncharacterized. Bases 1 to 231 code for a protein of 76 amino acids. Lineage: Eukaryota; Metazoa; Nematoda; Chromadorea; Rhabditida; Ancylostomatidae. The transcript has 2 exons. The record is from RefSeq and is a predicted model, not a curated record.